Messenger RNA from Closterium sp. Yama58-4, 1794 nucleotides. Lineage: Eukaryota; Viridiplantae; Streptophyta; Zygnematophyceae; Desmidiales; Closteriaceae. The record is from the annotation of a GenBank genome assembly.
AUGGCAGAGGAAGGGAGUGGUAAACAGGUGAAGGAAGAAGAGCAAGCAAAGAGCACCACGGGCAGUGGGGAGGUGACGAGCGGAGGAGGAGCAGACCCGCCCACAGGGAGUGAUGAGGAGAAGGUGACAGAUGAUGGAGGGGCAUCCCCCGCCGGGAGCAGUGAGACCCCCGCUGGGAACAGCGGAGGAGGAGCGGACCCGCCCACAGGGAGUGAUGAGGAGAAGCUGGCAGACGAUGGAGGGGCGAAGGACAGAGUGGAGGCAGAAAACAGCACAAGCAGUGAGGUGGGGAAGGGCGCAGAAGGAGCGGAUCCGCCCACGAGCAGUGAGGAGAAGGUGACAGAUAAUGGAGGGGCAUCCCACACCGGGAGUAGUGGGACCGACUCUAAUGGAGAGGAUGGAACGAACUCUGGGGGGGAGGGUGCAACUGCUGGGGGGAAGGAGGGUGUGUCUACGGGAGGGGAGGAGGGUGCAACUGAGGGAGAUGCGCGCAAGGGGGAUGCAGCAGAGGCGGGUGGGGAGAGCGAUGGCGCAGGAGGAGCUGAUGGCAGCUCAGACCCCAGUUUUGCCAACUCAGACACCGGUUCUGCCAGCUCAGACACCAAUUCUGCCACCUCAGGCACCAAUUCUGCCACCUCAGGCACCAAUUCUGCCACCUCAGACACCAAUUCUGCCAGCUCAGACACCAGUUCUGCCAGCUCGGACUCAGAGACUGACAAAUUAGGCGAUAGCUAUGACAGCCUGGAUAAAUCUAACAACAUAGACACCAGUUCUGACAACUCAGGCGCCAGUUCUGACAACUCGGGCACCACCGCUGACAGCUCAGAGUCACUAUCUGACAGCUCAGAGUCACAAUCUGACAGCUCAGAGUCGCAAUCUGACAGCUCAGGCACAGAAGCUCCUGGAGAGGAGAGCAGCAAUACUGGUGGCGAAGGGAGCAAUGCGAGUGCGCCUUCUGUUGGAGAUGGUGGGGAUGGAGGUGGAGGAGGUGAGGGGAGCAGUGCUGGAAUGGGAAUCGGUGAUGGCACCGACAGUGGGUCGAAGGAGGCAGGGGAGGGUGCUGGGGCCCCAGCAUCUGAUGGCACUGGGGCAAUAACACCAUCGAAUGGGGAGGAUGCUGGGGCGCCAGCAUCUGAUGUGAAAGAGGCUGCAAGGACUGCAACAGCGCCAGCAUCAACACCACCAGCAGCAGCAUCACUAGCACCAAGAUCAGCGCCAGCUCCAGCUGCAAAGGCAGCAGGAAGUGAGGAGAACUCGUCCUCACCACCAGCAUCAGCAACUGUGCCACCACCAUCCGCACCACCCUCAGCAACACCACCAACAGGGGAACCAGCAGCACAGGCGCUGCCAUCCGCACCAGCAGCACAGGCGCUGCCAUCGGCACCAGCAGCAACACUCCCCGCGACCUCCACUGCAAACCCGCUCACUUCCUCUUCCCCUGCCCCUCCUAAAAAGAAGAAGACACAGAGCUCCCAGUGGGUGUGGUGGCCGUUAGGGAACGGAAUAGGUGGGGUAAAGAGUGAUGUGGAUGCGCUGCUUCCUCACGGCUGGGGUGGUGCAGCAGCGAGUGGAAGAGGGACUGGGAACGGGAGGAGGGAGAGGCUGUACAGACCAGCAGUGCAGCCUAAUCCAGUUGUGGUUGGGGGAGGAGGGACUACUAGCCAGGGAAGUGCAGUUGCUGCCUACACUGGCCUGGGCUCAUCUGGGUCCUCCACCUCCUCCCGCUCUACGAGUGGCGUGCGCUUAGUCACUCCUGGAGUCGAGCCGACAUACAGUGCGGGAGACAUGGUGUAG